CUGGACAUACGUGUUGAGAUAGUUAGAUCUAAUUACCUUUCAAGUUAAGCGAAGACGCAUAUUAUAUACGCUACACUGAAGAUGUGGAUGACUGGGUGUUAAAUGUGUGUUAUUUUUCAUGAUAUUGAGAUUUUCAAACAUUGUUUCGUUUAUUUGUGUGUUGAAAGGCAGACGAUAAUUUUAUAACUCGCGUGCUGAGCUGGAAUAUACGAUGACCGGAAGUGAUUGUGAAUUCGAUCCGGACGAGGAACCUGGACAAUGGAAGGCCGGUGCUGAUGAGGAAAGAGAGAAAAGGGGAGAUAAACCACCGAAAGGCAAGAAAGAGAAAAAGCCAAAGAAAACAAAGAAGGAAAGAGGAAACCCCGAUUUUGAUGAUAUAGAGGGCUAUGGAGGAAACGCUUUCCAUGCAGACAUGGAAGCGAAACCUCCUUCUGGCCCAUCUGGUCCUACAGGAGACCAACCGGAAAUGAAAUUUGCUGAUAUUCCUAAUUUGUCCGAAGAUGACUGCAAAAAGGCUUUUGAAAAGUUUGCCAAGGAUCAAUUUUGCUAUGGUACCAAACCAGCCAAAGAAUGCAAGAUUCUGUCAGCAAAGGGAGUCACUGCUCUACAUUAUAUAAUGGAGUCAUUUUCAGAAAACAGAUCAACCAAAAAGAAAAAGAUUCCUUACAAAGGUGGAAAAGUUGAUGGGCCUGACAAUGGCCCAGCACCUAAGGCAUGGGACAUUUCUGUCAAGCCGAAAUCUGAAUUUAAAGAUGAUAAGGUUAAGAAAGAGGUCCCGCAUACUGCUAAAGUAAAGAAAUGUAAAGAUUGUAAAGGGCGUGGCUGGGAGACAUGUGAUGACUGUGAUGGGUGGGGUAAAGUUGAAUGUGACUCUUGUGAUGGUAGUGGGCAGGCAGAAGAGGGUGCUUGUGCAUUUUGCUUUGGAGAUGGGCAAAGAAUGUGUUUGGAUUGCGGUGGUGAUGGACGUGUAACAUGCGAGGACUGUGAAGGAUACAGAAAACUGAAGUGUUUUAUCCAACUGAAAGUGAAAUUAACUAGUUUAUCCUUUCUCAUUAUCAAGAUCAAUAUAGCAUACACGAUUGUUUUACAGGUGUGGCCAAUUACUUCCUUCCCUGUCAAAGAGAUUAAUGAACAAUCUGCCAAGCUUGUCAACACCCACAGAACCAAAUGGCCUAAUGAGGUGAUACACAAACAACGUCAGACAUUACGUGGUGUGCCUGUCACAGAAUGUGAGUACGAGUGGGAAGAGUUUAAGUCACGUUUCUGGGUGUAUGGCUCCGAGCAGAAAAUCUACGCACCAGACUAUCCACAUCAAUGCUGUUGCGGCUGCUCAAUUAUAUAAAGAAGUACCUUGACAUUAUAUCAAAGUACCUUGAUAUUACGUUGGUGUAUGAUCACAUAGCUGGUUCAGUCAUUUUGGUCAUAUAUGAUGUGGUAAUGUG
This is a messenger RNA of Ruditapes philippinarum (Manila clam), 1442 nucleotides long. RefSeq names its product protein SSUH2 homolog. Bases 212 to 1342 code for a protein of 376 amino acids. Lineage: Eukaryota; Metazoa; Mollusca; Bivalvia; Venerida; Veneridae. The transcript is spliced from 10 exons. The record is from RefSeq and is a predicted model, not a curated record.